GGGCACCCGGACAAACUAGUUCUCAGUGCCCACUGAUUGGCUCGAUCAUGCCGUUGGGUCCUGCUCGUCUGGUUUUAGAUGUACUGUUACUCUGUUAUCUCCCAUCCCACACUUCUAUCCCGAGCGCUCUGAGCUCCACACACAAGCUGGGCUGUACAAGACAACAUGCUGGCUGUACUCUUCAUUCUGGGGACGUUAUUCCCCUUAAACUUUGCAGAAAUAUCGAUCAAACUGCUGGAUACUAACGAUGGUGUGUUUUCGGGUGCGUUCCCGAACUCGUUUCUGCUGAGUCUGCCUGACUGCGGUGUUUACGCGAACAGGAGCGCGACGCUGCUCUACGCCGAGGCGCCCUCCAGCCAAAGCCAAAAUCAGUCUUUCGUCGUUCCGUCGUGUAAUCCCAAACAGCUGGGGUUACUUCUGGAAGACCUCAAACAAGGAACAGAAUACACCAUGUGGUACCAAAUCGCAAAUGAAACGAGCAGUAAAUUGACUGGGAAGACCAUCAGUGUCGUUGAUUACCAGCAGAUAGACAGUGGUCUUAAAGCGCGCAGCGGAGCCAUGGUGGUCAUCACCGUCAUCCUGUCUUUGGCUAUGGUGAUGCUCCUCGUGGGCCUCUUUAUUAGCCUCUUCUUUUCCGGCUAGGCUGAAGACGAUGCACCUCAACAGUGUAAUUGAUGUCUGUUUAAUUGACAAAAUAACACAGACACAUUUCAGACACUUUCAGAGAUGAUUCACUUUUUUCUACACAAACUACAGCGUGACAGCGAGUUACACAAAUGUAUAUAUUUAGCAGCAAUUUCAAAAUUAUUUUCACUGCAUUGUAACGGUGUACUGCAUUUCAAAUAAAUCAUGUAACAUAAAAAAA
Messenger RNA from Puntigrus tetrazona (Sumatra barb), 865 nucleotides. RefSeq lists its product as uncharacterized. The record is from RefSeq and is a predicted model, not a curated record. Lineage: Eukaryota; Metazoa; Chordata; Actinopteri; Cypriniformes; Cyprinidae. Bases 166 to 642 code for a protein of 158 amino acids. The transcript is spliced from 5 exons.